AUGACCGCCCUAUCUCCACCAACCUCCCCGACAACGCCCUCGCGAAAGCGCAGGUCGCUGCGACUUUCCGGCGUCGAAAUACAAUCCCAAGACGCAGCAUCUCCAAGUCCCUAUACCAGCGGGACCACCAAUGGCACGGCGUACUCGAGGAGGUCAUCGCGGACGUCGCAGACUUCAUACCAGCCUCGGUCCCCGGUGACACCUCGCCCCAUGUCCUCCAAGUCAUCCAGACCUCCGUCAUUCUCCCAACAGCGCAGGCCGAGCCGGACAAGCAUAAACAGUAACAGAAGUAUAGAGCCGUACGGUGACGGCAACGGGCUUGGGAACUUGGCCGACGAGCUAGAGCAGGCUUGGGACGACGAAGAGGAGGGCGAAGGCCACUCCAACUUUCUCGAGGGUUUAAGAGAAGGCGAGGUGGACCAAGACUCGUCGAUGGUCCGCGACAUGCGAAGCCCGUACGAGGUGAACGACAUGCAUGAUUUUGGCUUAGGGAUGGUCGUACAGAGCCCGCAUGGUCAAUAUGAUGGGUCGGCUUCCACACUACGCGUCCCCCCGUCUCGACGGAAUUCACAACCUCGGGAGAACAAAAAGCCUGGACAUCAGAGACACGAGUCUGCUUACGACGGCUCAGAUUAUGGACCGGAUUCAGAGGCAGACGAGGAAGACGAUGCCAUCCCACCAAUACUACGCAAAAGAAUCCGCGACAUCGAGAACUUGACACGCAUGUGCGUCAACCCCGAAGACGCCGUCAGUGAGGGUGGUGGUACUGUCCGGCGAGUCAUCCAUGGGCUUAAGGAUCUUGGUCCGCAGGCCAACAUUGAGUACGGGGUCACUCAGUUGAUCACAGCAUAUACGUCGAUGGCGACUCACCGAACACACAAGACGCGAGAUCUGUUCUCGCAGUCGCACUCCCUGAUGUACGGAGGGACUCUAUGGCAAGUACCAGAGGAGAUGGUCGACUUACUCCUAGACGACAUCACGAGCUUAUCCGCAACGCUCCCUUUCCUUCGCCCACAGAACCCACUGCUCUCACUCCAAAUCCUGGCAUCGCAGACCGACGAACUCACCCACACCCUGCGCUCGCUGACCGAUCUGCUUCAAGAGUCGCGGCUCGCUGCCAGUGCUGCAACCAGGAAGCUCAAGUCGGUCCGUGACAUGGUGGAGGACAUGUCACUCGAGGAAGAGCUGGUGGAGAACAGCAUUCUGUUAAUACAAGCAGGGGAUUGGGAUCGAAGGUGUCGGGAGAGACAGGCGGCACGGACAUGUCAGGAGGUGUGUGAGGGAUUUGCGGAUCGAUGGGGUCUGCAGUGUGAUGUGGAUUUAAUAUCGCUUGCUGAGGGCAGGAAGCAACCUGCCCCUGUGUUGGUAUCUGGAUGA
Molecule: messenger RNA, 1377 nt
Organism: Fonsecaea nubica
Lineage: Eukaryota; Fungi; Ascomycota; Eurotiomycetes; Chaetothyriales; Herpotrichiellaceae
Exons: 1
Coding region: 1-1377 (458 amino acids)
Source: RefSeq, a predicted model, not a curated record